Gambusia affinis (western mosquitofish) is the source of this 922-nucleotide messenger RNA. It is a transcript of the gene tmem14a, whose product is annotated as transmembrane protein 14A. NCBI's taxonomy places the organism in Eukaryota, Metazoa, Chordata, Actinopteri, Cyprinodontiformes, Poeciliidae. Bases 172 to 474 code for a protein of 100 amino acids. Gene Ontology annotation, cellular component: mitochondrial membrane. Gene Ontology annotation, biological process: regulation of heme biosynthetic process. The transcript is spliced from 5 exons. The record is from RefSeq and is a predicted model, not a curated record.
AAAUAAACUAAUCCAGUCACAUUUCCAAUUUUGAUGAAUGUCAGCGAACACAACAUUAACCAAAUCUGCCAUGCGCAGUCUGAAAAGUGAGCAGCAACGACAGGAAGUGUAGGAUCACAAAUUGAAAUCUCAGUGCUGAUCUUUGAUUUGGACGACAGCUCUGCACGGGCAAUGGACUGGAUUGCUUUCGGCUAUGCUGCAGCCAUCAUUUUUGGUGGAUUUAUGGGAUAUAAGAGAAAAGGCAGCGUGAUGUCCCUGAUUGCUGGUUUAGUUUUUGGUGGAUUAUCUGCGUAUGGAGCCUAUAACGUCUCCAAUGAUCCAAAAGAUAUCCUGGUGCUGUUGGCCUCGUCUGGGUUGCUGGCAGUUAUCAUGGGAAUGAGAUACAAGAAAUCAGGGAAAUUAAUGCCAGCGGGGAUUAUGACGGGGCUAAGUUUGCUGAUGGUGUUUCGCCUGUUGCUUCGGACCAUAAUGUAACCAACCAAGCUGUACUGACCACACUCAGACAACUCUUGACUCUCUACAAGCAAGUUUUCACAAAAGGAAGCUGUUCUCCCAAAUCUGUAUUUUUUGUGAGAGCUUUUAAAAAGAAUUUAUUCAUGACUUGUAUGUGAUUGUAAGCAAAAUUAUACUAAUGAACUCUAAUUUACUUAUUGCUGUGGCAAAUAUGUCUAAACACUGCAAUUUUUUUGUAUUUUAUAUCUGUGAAUAAAAUGCAAAUGAAGAUCAGAAAUUUUUAAUAAUUGAAACUGUAACCUUUAAUUCUUGCAUGUCUGCAAUUGGGAAACAGUAAAUAGGAACUAUGUCUAAAAGAUAUGUAAAAGCACAAAAACUGAAGGAAUUUAACUUGUAAAGUGCAUAUUUUUUCAUAUAAAAUUUUCUUAAGGCCUGUGAUUAAAAAUAAAAAACACAACAGCCUCUGAGA